AUGGCCGAGGACGACCGGCAUGAAUCCGAUGGCGAGCGAGAGAUGUCUGAUUCUGAUUCAGAAAGCGAGUUAGAUCCGGCAGAAUACGAAAAGCGCCGGGAAUUAUGCCUUCGGCAGAUAAUUUUGUCAGAAAUCCAAUUCAAUAAGCUGAAAAUUGUCUUGAGGGACUUAAAAAUCAAGCAGUUGAUGAAAAGGCGGCAAGAUGUGCUCAAUCAGACUGAUCCAGAAUUUUUGGUGAAACAUCGAGAACUCUUGGAAGAAUUCAAUGCUCGAAACCGGCUCACCGAGGCUAUUCGUACUCUUGAGAUGGACUCAUUAGAACGGAGAACGGUCGGCUUGAAGAAGAUUGCUGAAACUAAUCAGAACGACAAUAAAAUUAUUGCUCAGGAGAAACUGAGGGAGCAGUUACUGGAUGAGAUUCGAAGUGAACGGGAGCGGCAAAUUCAGGAAAGGAUAGUGAAGUCAUAUUUCCUUGAUGAGCGCUUUGAUAUGAAAUUCAUGCGACCAGAGGAAAACCAUCGACGGCGACGUUACAAACGGCCACGAUUCAAUUAUCCCGUAGUCAUUGGCCAACUGACCCAAGAAGAAAUAGAAGCGGAUGUUCGUUCUGUCGAUCUAGCCAUUCUUAUUUCCGACAUAAAAGAUGAAGAAGCAGCGAGGGAAAGUGCUGCAAACUUGACGAUCGCUAAGUCUGAACGCUGUCUAAUUGUUUCAUUCAGUUUCCGAUCUCUCCGAAUGGCGAAUUCGGAGCUGCGGGAGCUGCUCGACAAAGCCGCUCGGAAGCUUGACCUACCAUUCGACAAUGAGGAACCUAUCGACAUUACUGAAAGGUUUUUCGAAGAUUGUUCACACCUAGCCCUGGGCGAGGUUGUUCGAUAUGACUCGUUUUCUCUCGGUGAAGCAAUGAGCGCCGUAGAAUUGAUGGACGAGAAGAUGGAUAUUGGCAUGAAGAAAGUGACGCGAAAAAUGGGUCUUGAAGAAUCAAUAGCAAAGGGAUUAUAUAAGUGUUCAUUGGGUGAACAGUUGCUUAUUUACGAUGCAACAUUUUGCACGUUUGUUACCUGGCUUGAAGGCAGCUGCAUAGGGCAGACGCUGUGGACCAAUGUUUUGCUCACCGACCCAGAACGUGUUCACUUUGAGGAUCAUCCCGUAUUUGCCUGCCUUUCUCACGGUUUCUACCAUAUUGUGAUGCUUGUUAAAAGUAUUAUUCAAAAUGCUAGUGUUUACGAAGAGGAAGACUUUAAUCCACAUUUGCCGUUUCCCUGUACAUCGCAUUAUUCAAUGACUGAUGUUAUUCAGUUAAUGAAGGAUAUUGAACUUGAUCUUGUACGGAGUUCCGAAGACCCGGACAAAAGUGAUGACAAGACGAAGCUGUUAACUCUGUCCUCUCGUAUCGCGUUUAUGCGAAUAUUUCUGGUUACUCUCACUUUUCUGGUGCCUCCCAGAAAAUCAGAAGAUUGGCGCUUGGAUUCCGCGCAAAUGCCUCCACUCGAAGCACUAGGGUUCACAGCUGAUCUGGAUGCCGCUACGAGUGCAGCUUCUAAACUUAUAUUGCUGUCGUCAAAAUUUCUGGACACCUCUAUGCAUGAAGCCGCACCGCGACCGGAUGGCAUCGAGCGUGAUGGCGAUUUUUCAUGGUUGAUAGCGUUUGAACCAGAACUGAACAGGCAGUACUUGCCAUCUACUUUUCCUAGGAAAAUCGAAAUUCUUCCUAGAGAAAAGGCCUUACCACAUCUCCAUCGCGUCUCAUGCAAGAUUCAUUUUAUGGCGUCCCAGGUCAGGAAUAAUCUGUCGGAUUCGACAAGCUUGAUUGAAUUCAUGAAAUGGUUCAGUUAUGAUGACAGUUGUGUUUUGACACGUUCAAUACUACAGAUGGUUAUAUAUCCGCUUCGAGAUAAUCGUUUUUGGGGACCAACCUAUCCGCUCUUUUUGUGGAAAAUACUGAAAAUAACACGCACGCCUUUAUAUGAUAAUGAGGAUUGUCGUAAAGCUGUUGAAGAAUUUACAAUGAAUACGACGAGGGUCAUGCUCAAUUUGUAUCAGAACUUUGGUGAGUAA
This is a messenger RNA of Cooperia oncophora, 2058 nucleotides long. The record is from the annotation of a GenBank genome assembly. Lineage: Eukaryota; Metazoa; Nematoda; Chromadorea; Rhabditida; Trichostrongylidae.